UUCCAGGAGCGGGACGCCGACCGGGUGCGGCUCAGCCGCUGGGGCGAUGGGCUGAGCCUGAGCUGGGGAAGUCCGCAGUUGCCGGCUGGCAGCGGGCGGCCAGGAAGCGGCGUCGGUGUCGGCGUCUCCUCCUCCUCCUCCUCGUCCUCCUGUCCGAGGAUGGAGAGAGCCAUGGAGCAGCUCAACCGCCUCACCAGGUCCCUGCGCCGCGCCCGCACCGUCGAGCUGCCCGAAGAUAACGAAACUGCUGUCUACACUUUAAUGCCAAUGGUAAUGGCUGACCAACAUAGAUCUGUUUCAGAGUUGCUGUCAAAUUCGAAGUUUGAUGUCAAUUAUGCAUUUGGACGUGUGAAGAGGAGCUUGCUUCAUAUUGCAGCUAACUGUGGGUCGGUUGAAUGCCUAGUUCUACUGUUAAAGAAAGGUGCAAACCCCAACUAUCAAGACAUUUCAGGGUGCACUUCACUUCAUUUGGCUGCUAGAAAUGGCCAGAAGAAAUGUAUGAGCAAGCUGCUAGAGUACAGCGCUGAUGUCAACAUUUGUAAUAAUGAGGGCCUGACAGCAAUCCAUUGGCUUGCUGUGAAUGGGCGAACAGAGUUGCUUCAUGAUCUUGUACAGCAUGUUACCAAUGUCGAUGUUGAAGAUGCGAUGGGGCAGACAGCACUUCAUGUAGCUUGCCAAAAUGGCCACAAGACGACAGUUCAAUGUCUUCUGGAUAGUGGUGCAGAUAUCAACAGGCCCAACGUUUCGGGAGCAACUCCACUCUACUUUGCUUGCAGCCACGGCCAAAGAGACACUGCACAGAUCCUUUUGAUGAGAGGAGCCAAAUAUUUGCCAGACAAAAAUGGGGUCACUCCACUUGAUCUUUGUGUACAGGGUGGCUAUGGAGAGACCUGCGAAAUCCUAAUACAGCAUCACCCUAGACUUUUCCAAACAAUUAUUCAAAUGACACAAAAUGAAGAACUUAGAGAAAACAUGUUACGGCAAGUCCUAGAACACUUGUCUCAGCAGAAUGAAAACCAGUACCUUAAAAUUUUGACUAGUCUUGCUGAGGUGGCUACAACAAAUGGUCACAAACUACUCAGCUUGUCAAGUAAUUAUGAAGCUCAAAUGAAGAGCCUGCUGAGAAUCGUGAGGAUAUUUUGUCAUGUCUUUCGACUUGGGCCAUCCACUCCCAAUAAUGGAAAUGACAUGGGGUACAAUGGAAAUAAAACUCCAAGAAGCCAAGUGUUCAAGGUCAGAAAAGUAGUUGACGUUAUUAGGAAGAUAGACCUUAAAGAGAUGAAUUUCACAAAGCAUGCAUUCAUUAAUCAGGCAUCUCAUGAGGAGGACCCUCUGGAAUUACUCUGGCACUCAUUAGAUGAAUGGUUAGCUCUAAUAUCUGCAGAACUGAUGAAAAACAAAAGAGACUCUGCCAAUAUCACUUCUAUUUUACUGAAGCAAAAGGGACCAGAUCAACAAGAUGGCGCUCCUACACAUAUAUUUGAUGUUGCCGCAUCAGAGAAGAGCACAGCAUUACCUAUGGACAUGGGGGACCCUAAAAUGUAUGAAGUUGGGAGUACGCAAGAAGCUUAUGCAGAUUACCAGGAUGUUAUUUCCGUGACAGCAAACCGGCUGAGUGCUGUCAUUCAAGCAUUUUAUAUGUGUUGCUCCUGUCAGAUGCCUCAAGGAAUGACAUCUCCUCGUUUCAUAGAGUUUGUCUGCAAACACGACAAUGUUCUUAAAUGCUUUGUAAACCGAAAUCCCAAAAUUAUUUUUGAUCACUUCCACUUUCUUCUUGAGUGUCCUGAACUCAUGUCCAGAUUCAUGCACAUCAUAAAAGCACAACCCUUUAAAGAUCGCUGUGAAUGGUUUUAUGAGCACUUGCAUUCAGGGCAGCCAGACUCAGACAUGGUUCAUAGGCCAGUGAAUGAAAAUGAUAUUCUGUUGGUCCACAGAGGUAAGGAAUUUCACCCGAGCCAUCCUCUCCAUUCAAAACCCUUCUGUGCAGACAAAAGUAAAGGAAUUAAUUGGUUUUCAUAUUUAGAUUCUAUUUUUAGGAGCAGCUGCGAAGUUGUAUCUAAAGCAAAUUGUGCAAAGCUGAAACAGGGAAUUGCUGUCCGUUUCCAUGGCGAAGAAGGCAUGGGCCAAGGCGUGGUACGUGAGUGGUUUGAUAUCUUAUCCAAUGAGAUAGUUAACCCAGAUUAUGGCCUUUUUACUCAAUCAGCUGAUGGAACCACUUUCCAGCCAAAUAGUAACUCUUCUGUAAAUCCUGAUCACUUGAACUACUUCAGAUUUGCUGGACAGAUCUUGGGUUUAGCACUGAAUCACAGACAGCUGGUCAACAUUUACUUCACAAGGUCAUUCUACAAGCAUAUUCUUGGUAUUCCUGUAAACUACCAAGACGUGGCCUCUAUUGAUCCAGAGUAUGGAAAGAACUUGCAGUGGAUUCUAGAUAAUGACAUCAGUGACUUGGGGCUGGAGCUGACCUUCUCUGUGGAGACGGAUGUGUUUGGAGCAAUGGAGGAAGUGCCUUUGAAACCAGGGGGUGCAAGUAUAAUUGUCACACAGGAAAACAAAGCAGAAUACGUUCAACUUGUUACUGAACUUCGAAUGACAAGAGCCAUUCAGCCUCAAAUAAAUGCUUUUCUCCAAGGCUUCCAUAUGUUCAUUCCACCUUCUCUGAUACAGCUAUUUGAUGAAUAUGAACUGGAACUGCUGCUUUCAGGUAUGCCGGAAAUAGAUGUCAGCGACUGGAUCAAAAAUACAGAAUAUACAAGUGGUUAUGAAAGAGAUGACACUGUUAUUCAGUGGUUUUGGGAAGUUGUAGAAGAACUGAGUCAGGAGGAGCGAGUAUUGUUGUUGCAGUUCGUCACUGGGAGUUCCAGGGUGCCCCAUGGUGGCUUUGCCCACAUAAUGGGUGGUAGUGGAUUGCAAAAUUUCACAAUUGCUGCUGUGCCAUAUACCCCAAAUCUUCUACCAACAUCAAGCACAUGUAUCAACAUGCUGAAGUUGCCCGAGUACCCCCAAAAAGAGAUCCUUAAGGACAGGCUUCUUGUGGCGUUACACUGCGGAAGCUACGGUUAUACAAUGGCAUAAUGAAGUCAGACAAUGCCUCCGAUUACCGAUGUGGAAUUCAGAGUGGCAGAAGUAAUUUAACAACCUGUCAAUAAGAAGAUGAUGUUGGUUGGAAAACAACUUGAUUUCGCAGUCCGUGAGCGGGAUUGACUUCCAUUGGAAUUCAUCCAGUUUUCCCUUUUCUUUUAUCUCAUCCUGAUCUUGAGAUAGCUGUUUCAUGGUAUACCAAGUACAUUAUAGCUUCAGUUUUAAAUGGUGGUUCUGUAUUAAGCAUGUCAUACUUUUCCCUUUCAUCUCUCAAAUAUGAGGUUUGCCCCAUUAUGAUUCUGCCUGAUGUUUAUCAGAUCUUUCAACUUGGUGCUUUCCCUCCUACUCAAAGGCCAAUUACCCAUGAGGGCUGCAAUCUGGUAUACACUUGUUGGGUCAGGAUUUCUCAGACAUGGCUACCAGGAACUUUCAAUGCUGCCACUCAGUCAAUAGUUUGCGCCAUAGAUUUGUAUUGGAUAUGCAUUUCCUGUGGCCUUGUCUCUGGGUCACAGUUAAAGGGCAGUUUGAGAGCCAA
Molecule: messenger RNA, 3616 nt
Organism: Lacerta agilis (Sand lizard)
Lineage: Eukaryota; Metazoa; Chordata; Lepidosauria; Squamata; Lacertidae
Gene: HACE1
Product: HECT domain and ankyrin repeat containing E3 ubiquitin protein ligase 1
Exons: 24
Coding region: 160-3075 (971 amino acids)
Biological process (GO): protein polyubiquitination; proteasome-mediated ubiquitin-dependent protein catabolic process; positive regulation of protein catabolic process
Cellular component (GO): nucleus
Molecular function (GO): ubiquitin-protein transferase activity; protein binding
Source: RefSeq, a predicted model, not a curated record